Messenger RNA from Salvia hispanica, 2422 nucleotides. RefSeq names its product putative metal-nicotianamine transporter YSL6. The record is from RefSeq and is a predicted model, not a curated record. Gene Ontology annotation, cellular component: vacuolar membrane. Gene Ontology annotation, molecular function: oligopeptide transmembrane transporter activity. Lineage: Eukaryota; Viridiplantae; Streptophyta; Magnoliopsida; Lamiales; Lamiaceae.
UAACCAACCCCUUUCUUUUCCUCCAUUUCUCAACUACCAAACACAACACUUCACUCUCGAUUCUCGAAUUUUGACUCAAUAAUGGGAACGGCGGCUGCGGCGGUGGAGAUAUCCGAGCCUCUGCUACAGCAGGAUGAGGCUGCCCCGCUCGAUUUGGACGAGCCAAUUCCCGACUGGAAAGAGCAGAUUACCAUCAGAGGACUAGUUGUGAGCGCCGUCUUGGGCGCUCUCUUCUGCAUAAUCACGCACAAGCUCAAUCUCACGGUCGGGAUCAUCCCCUCGCUCAACGUCGCCGCCGGUUUGCUCGGCUUCUUCUCCGUCAAAUCCUGGACCAGCUUUCUGACCAAAUUGGGAUUCUCCACCAAGCCAUUUACCCGCCAAGAGAAUACCGUUAUUCAAACUUGCGUUGUGGCUUGCUAUGGACUCGCCUUCAGUGGGGGAUUUGGAUCUUACUUGCUGUCUAUGGAUGAGAAAACGUAUAAAUUGAUUGGUGAAGAUUAUCCGGGUAAUCGUGCGGAGGAUGUGAAGGACCCUGGGUUGUUGUGGAUGAUGGGCUUCAUCUUUGUUGUUAGUUUUCUGGGGCUGUUCAGUCUCGUUCCUCUUCGAAAGGUUAUGGUCUUGGAUUAUAAGCUCACCUAUCCGAGUGGAACUGCAACGGCUAUGUUGAUUAAUAGCUUCCAUACACACACCGGAGCUGAACUUGCCAAAAAGCAGGUGAAUAGCCUUGGGAAAUAUUUAAGCAUAAGUUUCUGUUGGAGCUUCUUUAAAUGGUUCUUCAGUGGCGUUGGGGAUUCAUGCGGAUUUGAUAACUUCCCCACCUUUGGUUUGGCACUGUUCAACAAUACGUUUUAUUUUGACUUCAGCCCUACUUAUGUUGGAUGUGGACUAAUUUGCCCUCACUUAGUCAAUUGUUCUGUUCUCCUUGGAGCCAUCAUAUCAUGGGGUUUUCUUUGGCCAUUUGUUUCUACGAAAGCAGGUGAUUGGUAUCCAGCGGGUCUUGGAAGCAAUGAUUUUAAAGGUCUCUAUGGAUACAAGGUGUUUGUAGCCAUUUCCCUUAUUCUUGGAGAUGGGAUCUACAAUUUGAUCAAGAUCAUAUAUGUAACUAUAAAGGAGAUGAGUACCAAACGCCAAAGUCUUCCUACCAUUACUGAAGUUAUAGAUAGCAACACUUCCAAGCUGCUAUUGGAAGAAAAGAAACGUGAUGAAAUUUUCCUUAGAGACAGAAUACCGUUUUGGGUUGCUGUUGCUGGAUAUGUUUGCUUGGUGGCAGUAUCUAUGUCUACAAUGCCACUGAUAUUUCCACCUCUGAAGUGGUAUUUAGUCCUUUGUUCAUACAUAAUAGCCCCAGCCCUUGCCUUCUGCAACUCAUAUGGUACUGGACUAACAGACUGGAGCCUGGCUUCCACAUAUGGCAAAAUUGGUCUUUUCAUUAUUGCCUCAAUUGUGGGAAGCAAUGGUGGGGUUUUGGCUGGUUUGGCAGCUUGUGGUGUUAUGAUGUCCAUUGUCUCCACAGCUGCUGAUUUGAUGCAAGAUUUUAAAACUGGUUAUCUUACAAAGUCGUCAGCUAAGUCUAUGUUUGUGAGCCAAAUAGUUGGAACAGCCAUGGGCUGUGUGAUUGCACCCCUCACGUUUUGGAUGUAUUGGACUGCCUUUGACAUUGGAUCGCCCGAUAGUCCAUACAAAGCACCAUAUGCUGUUAUUUACAGGGAAAUGGCCAUUUUGGGGGUUGAGGGCUUCUCUGAACUUCCUCAGCAUUGUCUAGCCAUCUGUACUGGUUUCUUUGUUGCUGCCCUGGCUAUAAACCUUUUGAGAGAUCUAACCCCGAAAAAUAUUUCCCAAUACAUUCCCAUCCCAAUGGCAAUGGCAGUGCCAUUUUACAUAGGAGCUUACUUUGCAAUCGACAUGUUUAUUGGUACUGUGAUAUUGUUCAUAUGGGAGCGCAUAAAUAGAAAGGAGGCUGAAGAUUAUGCAGGCGCCGUUGCCUCUGGCUUAAUCUGUGGUGAUGGGAUAUGGACAAUCCCUUCUGCCAUUCUCUCAAUCUUCAAGGUUGAUCCACCCAUCUGCAUGUACUUCAAGCCUUCCGGAAGUAGCUGAACGAGGAUGGGAUAUUGUAGCAAAAAUUACUCAUGAUUUGUCUUAGGGAAUCUUUGGUGCGGGAUGGGUUAAUCGAUGCUACACGUGAUGAAAUACACCGAGUGUCCGAGUGUGGUAUUGGCCGUUCGAACACACUGUCUUAUGAAAGUAUUAGUAAUAUUGAGCAAUUAGGUAUGAUGAAUUUUUGUGGGUUAUUUUCCCUGAUUCAUAGGAGAAUGCUCCCACACCCCUGUCUCUUUUUCUUUAUGACCUUUUCCUUUAUUCUUGCUUUUUACUAUAUGUUGUAUGUAUAAUAUUUUUUCUAUAUCGCAUGGUUCAUUCUUUGAAA